Molecule: messenger RNA, 3060 nt
Organism: Punica granatum (pomegranate)
Lineage: Eukaryota; Viridiplantae; Streptophyta; Magnoliopsida; Myrtales; Lythraceae
Source: RefSeq, a predicted model, not a curated record
CGAUACUCUAAUGCUCUGUUUGUUGCUCCCUCUCUCGCUCGAAGGAGAAGGGAGGAGGUGCGGCGAAACCCAAAGACCUCCGGACUUCCGACGUCCGAUCGUCUUCGUCUUGCUCAUACCUUCUGCUCAACGGUGAAGCCGAACUCUCAGGAAGCUCGAUAGGCAGUCGUUCCAUUUGGUGGAUUGAUUUUGAGCUUCAAGUACGGAACUCGCUCUCGCCAUUCUCCGCCGUACGAGGAGAUGGAUUUGGUGGCUAGCUGCGAGGAAAAACUGUCCUAUUUUCGGAUAAAAGAGCUCAAGGAUGUUCUGACUCAGAUAGGCCUUCCAAAGCAGGGAAAGAAGCAGGAUCUUAUGCAUCGUAUAUUAUCCAUGCUCUCUGACGAACAAGUGCGGAAGGUGCCACCAAAGCAAAAUGUUGUUGGAAAGGAAGAGGUGGCAAAACUAAUAGAUGAUAUUUACAGAAGAUCUUUCUCAGGGGCUACAGAUUUAGCAUCAAAAGUACAGGACUCCCCUGAUUGCAGUAAUUUGGAUAUUACUAGGGAAUUUGAUGACCCCUUCUGUGCUACUGAUAUAAAGGUCCGUUGCCCCUGUGGAAGUUCUCUGCAGACAGAUUCAAUGAUCAAGUGUGAAGAUCGCAAAUGUGUAGUUUGGCAACAUAUAGGUUGUGUCAUAAUCCCUCAAGAAGCCAUUGAAGGGAAUCUGCCUGUUCCUGAUGUCUUCUAUUGCGAAUUGUGCCGUCUUAGUCGGGCUGACCCCUUUUUGGUAUCAAAUUCUCAUCCUUUAUAUCCGGUGAAGAUGAUCACGAUCAAUAUUCCAACUGAUGGCACCAAUCCUGUGCAGAGUGUGGAGAAAGCAUUCCAAUUGACUAGGGCUGACAGAGAGUUGCUGAUGAAACAAGAGUAUGAUGUUCAGGCUUGGUGUAUGCUUCUGAAUGACAAGGUUCUUUUUAGGAUGCAGUGGCCACAGUAUGCAGAUCUUCAGGUCAAUGGUAUACCUGUUCGUGCAAUCAAUAGGCCUGGUUCGCAGCUGUUGGGGUCUAAUGGUCGGGAUGAUGGCCCAAUUAUUACACCAUGUACCAAAGAUGGAACUAACAAGAUUAGCUUGACUGGAUGUGAUGCUAGAAUCUUCUGUUUUGGGGUGAGAAUCGUGAAACGGCGAACUGUUCAACAGAUCUUCAAUUUGAUUCCUGAGGAAUCUAAGGGUGAACGAUUUGAGGAUGCUCUUGCUCGGGUCUGUCGUUGCAUCGGUGGAGGAGCUACCGCAGGAGCUGAUAGUGACAGUGAUUUGGAAGUUGUUGCGGAUUCUUUUGGUGUCAAUCUGCGAUGUCCUAUGAGUGGUUCAAGAAUUCAGGUUGCUGGAAGAUUUAAACCUUGUGCUCAUAUGGGAUGUUUUGACCUUGAUGUGUUUGUGCAAAUGAACCAGCGAUCUAGAAAGUGGCAGUGUCCUAUAUGUAUGCAGAAUUACUCGUUGGAGAAUCUGAUUGUUGACCCGUACUUCAAUCGCGUGGCAUCAAUGAUGAAAACUUGCGGGGAAGAUGUCACCGAUAUUGAGGUGAAGUCUGAUGGUUCUUGGCGUGUGAAGGCUAAAAAUGAGAGCGAGAGGAACAGUUUAGGCAGUCUUUGUAAUUGGCACUUCCCUGAUGGUACUCUCUGCAAGACUACUCAUGAAGAUGAGCCAGAGGCAGGAGCAAUGAAUGAGAUCAAAUGGGUGAAUAAUACUGGAUUUUCAGGAGUUAUGAAAGCUGAUGACAUGAAUAAGUCUUCUGGUAAUGGGUUACGAGAAAUUUUUGGAGAUGUUGAGCCUAAAAUUAUUGCCAUGAGUAGUAGUAGUAUCUCGGGAAAUAGUUGGGAUGGUGAAGGGCAUUGUGUCGAUCAGGAUGGCGGUAGGAAUUUUAAUUUCUCCACCAUUAAUGGGAUCGAGCUUGAUUCUAUGCCUUCUAAUAUGGUGUCGGCUUAUGGGCAUCUGGAGCAAAAUCCUUCGGCAGGCUCGGAAGUAAUAGUUUUAAGCGAUUCUGACGAAGACAAUGAUAUCUUGGUAUCUUCUGUCCCCGGCCACACAGUCAAUCGAACUGAGCCUGGUGAGAUUAGUUUUACUGUGCCUCAUCCUGCAAUUGCGGAUUCCUAUGAAGAUCGUGCUUUUGGGACUAGCACAGGCUCUGGUUAUGAUCUGCCCAAUAAUGAUAUUGAUGAAUUUGGGGGAGUGCCUACUUGGUCACUUCCUUCAGGGUCUCAAGAUGGCACUGGUUUUCAAUUGUUCUGUUCAGAGAAUGACGUCUCCAAUAGCCUAUUUGAGCUGCAACAUGAUUGUGCUGACGACUUUCCUCCAUCCACAACAAAUGGCUACACUCCAGAAUCACAAGCUGUUGUGGAAGCAGCUACCCUUGUUCCACAGGCAGCUUCAGUCGGUCAUUUGGAUGAUGACAUGAAUUAUGGGUUGGUUCACAAUCCCUUGGCAAAUGGGAGGGACGACCCGUCCCUCCAGCUUUUUGUUCCCAUAAGACCUUCAGGACCAUCAACCGAACUUGAUAUGGGGGAGCAAAGGGAAACAUCUGAUGGGAUGCGUUCAGGGGACUGGAUUUCUCUACGGCUUGGGGAGUGUGCCCCUGCGAAUGGAGGAGGCACGACGCAGCAACUUGCGUCCAAAGAAGACACUACCACAGGCUCUCAGCUUCCUGGUAUUGAGGACAACCGGAGAUUGGAGAAGGCAGUGAGGGAGACACCAGGCAGCCCCUUCUCAUUUCCACGGCAAAAACGUUCUGUAAGGCCGCGGUGUACACCCGACUCAGGUCCUCAUUAGACCAUCGACAAUUCAAUCUCCAUUGGGUUAAUUCUUCUUUCUUUUGACGGUUUUGAAGUUGCAGAUCCUCCUAGCAGAAAUUAGGUGAUUUUGGUGGCGAUAGGUUAGCGGGGUAAGUAGGUUAGCACAUGAGUUUGGCUCCAACUCGUAAAAUUGGAUUUUGAUAUAUAAUGUUAAUUAUAAAAAUACAUAUAAUCGGGGCAAAUUACCUUUACCCGCAAGCAAUAGAUGCAGGGCAAAUUUUGGGUGCAUCUACCCCGUCAA